This is a messenger RNA of Colletotrichum destructivum, 369 nucleotides long. RefSeq lists its product as uncharacterized. Bases 1 to 369 code for a protein of 122 amino acids. The record is from RefSeq and is a predicted model, not a curated record. The transcript has a single exon. Lineage: Eukaryota; Fungi; Ascomycota; Sordariomycetes; Glomerellales; Glomerellaceae.
AUGCCCAGAGAACCUUCCAAAGGCGACCCUCGGAGCACCUUCAAGAAAGUCCACAGCCUGAAUCGAAUCGGUGAUCGAGCCCGAACCCGCACCCAACGUCAACUUGCUGCCGACGUUGAGCCCAAGAAAAACUCUCAGAAUCUCCCAGUACACCUUCAUGCCCACAAAUCUAAGCAACGCGAAGGCGCAAGAGAUGCCACGCUGCCAGGAGGAGACGGGGUUGGGGAUACGGCAUCGAGCCAGGUUACACCAUUUUGGGGUAUCGUAUCCCCGCCCCGGAGCUCUCCGCCUUUCCACUUCGAGAUCACGCUUUCUGAACGAGACGCGGAUUUCGUAGUCACAAACGGAAGAGAAUCUGUGGAAGGCUAA